Gracilinanus agilis (Agile Gracile Mouse Opossum) is the source of this 600-nucleotide messenger RNA. RefSeq names its product transgelin-2-like. The record is from RefSeq and is a predicted model, not a curated record. The transcript has a single exon. The coding region runs from base 1 to 600 and encodes 199 amino acids. Gene Ontology annotation, molecular function: protein binding. Lineage: Eukaryota; Metazoa; Chordata; Mammalia; Didelphimorphia; Didelphidae.
AUGGCCAACAGGGGACCUGCUUAUGGACUGAGCUGGGAGGUGCAGCAGAAAAUUGAGAAACAGUAUGAUGCUGACCUGGAACAGAUCCUCAUUCAAUGGAUUACCACACAGUGCCGCAGAGAUGUUCGGCGGCCCCAGCCUGGGCGAGAGAAUUUCCAAAAUUGGCUCAAGGAUGGCACGGGGCUGUGUGAGCUCAUCAAUGGGCUAUACCCUGAAGGCCAGGGCCCAGUAAAGAAGAUCCAGGCUUCAGCCAUGGCCUUCAAACAGAUGGAACAGAUUUCUCAGUUCCUACAGACAGCAGAGCGCUAUGGCAUCAAUGCCACUGAUAUCUUCCAAACUGUGGAUCUCUGGGAAGGAAAGAAUAUGGCCUGUGUGCAGCGGACACUGAUGAACCUUGGUGGUCUGGCAGUGGCCAGGGGUGAUGGGUUCUUCUCUGGAGACCCUAACUGGUUCCCUAAGAAAUCCAAGGAGAAUCCUCGAAACUUCACAGAUAACCAGCUACAGGAAGGCAAGAACGUCAUCGGGCUGCAAAUGGGCACCAACCAUGGGGCAUCUCAGGCGGGCAUGACUGGUUAUGGGAUGCCACGCCAGAUCCUCUGA